Heteronotia binoei (common prickly gecko) is the source of this 2894-nucleotide messenger RNA. It is a transcript of the gene UBA2, whose product is annotated as ubiquitin like modifier activating enzyme 2. NCBI's taxonomy places the organism in Eukaryota, Metazoa, Chordata, Lepidosauria, Squamata, Gekkonidae. Gene Ontology annotation, molecular function: SUMO activating enzyme activity. The transcript is spliced from 17 exons. The record is from RefSeq and is a predicted model, not a curated record. Gene Ontology annotation, biological process: protein sumoylation. Bases 131 to 2032 code for a protein of 633 amino acids. Gene Ontology annotation, cellular component: cytoplasm; SUMO activating enzyme complex.
CCGCGCGCGAUGGACGAGCGCAUGCGCCGUCUCUCACCCCACCUCUCCGCUCCUCAUUCUCUUUCUCCGGCCUUUCCCCCCCCUUUUCCCGCCCGCUUCGCUCUCCUGCCAGGCGGCCUCCGGGCUGGCGAUGGCGACCUUACAAGGGGAGCUGGCCGAGGCUGUGGCCGGCGCGCGGGUGCUGGUGGUGGGCGCCGGAGGCAUCGGCUGCGAGCUCCUCAAGGACUUGGUGCUCACCGGCUUCGUCAACAUCGACGUGAUUGAUCUGGAUACCAUCGAUGUCAGUAAUCUCAACAGGCAGUUCUUGUUUCAAAAGAAACAUGUUGGAAGAUCAAAAGCACAGGUUGCCAAGGAAAGUGUUUUACGAUUCCGUCCAGAAGCGAAUAUUACAGCUUAUCAUGACAGCGUUAUGAACCCUGACUACAAUGUUGAAUUUUUCCGGCAGUUUACACUGGUUAUGAAUGCCUUGGAUAACAGAGCUGCACGGAAUCAUGUGAACCGGAUGUGUCUGGCUGCUGAUGUCCCCCUUAUAGAGAGUGGAACUGCUGGCUACCUUGGACAAGUGACUGUUAUCAAAAAGGGAGUGACAGAGUGUUAUGAAUGCCAUCCUAAACCAACCCAGAAAACUUUUCCAGGCUGUACAAUCCGCAACACUCCUUCUGAACCCAUCCAUUGUAUUGUGUGGGCAAAGUAUUUAUUCAAUCAGUUAUUUGGAGAAGAAGAUGCUGAUCAAGAAGUGUCCCCUGACAGAGCUGAUCCUGAAGCUGCUUGGGAGCCAGCAGAAGCAGAGACCAGGGCAAGAGCAUCUAAUGAAGAUGGUGGUAUUAAACGUGUCUCUACCAAGCAAUGGGCAAAAUCAACAGGAUAUGAUCCAGUUAAACUCUUCACGAAGCUUUUCAAAGAUGAUAUCCGGUAUCUGUUAACGAUGGAUAAACUCUGGAAGAAACGGAAACCCCCAAUGCCUUUGGAUUGGAAUGACAUACAAAAUCAGGGGAACAAUACAUCUGACCAACAGAAUGAACCGUCUUUGGGCCUUAAAGAUCAACAGGUUCUGGAUGUCAAGAGCUAUGCACGCCUCUUUUCUAAAAGCGUAGAGACCCUGAGGGCUCAGCUGACAGAAAAGGGUGAUGGAGCCGAACUUACGUGGGAUAAGGAUGACCCUCCUGCACUGGACUUUGUCACUGCUGCUGCAAACCUCAGGAUGCAUAUUUUUAGUAUGAAUAUGAAGAGCCGGUUCGAUAUCAAAUCCAUGGCGGGAAACAUCAUCCCUGCUAUAGCUACCACUAAUGCUGUCAUAGCUGGGCUGAUAGUGCUGGAGGGCUUAAAGAUUCUCUCGGGGAAAAUAGAGCAGUGCAGAGCAAUAUUCCUUAAUAAGCAACCAAAUCCAAGGAAAAAACUGCUUGUCCCUUGCGCUUUGGAUCCUCCGAAUCCUAACUGCUAUGUAUGUGCAAGCAAGCCGGAAGUGACAGUGAAACUGAAUGUCCACAAAGUGACUGUGUUGACACUGCAGGAUAAGAUAGUGAAAGAAAAAUUUAAUAUGGUAGCCCCAGAUGUUCAGAUAGAAGAUGGGAAAGGAACCAUUCUCAUCUCUUCAGAAGAAGGAGAGACUGAAGCAAAUAACCAUAGGAAGCUGUCAGACUUUGGGAUCAGAAACGGCACUCAGCUGCAAGCGGAUGACUUUCUUCAGGACUACACCCUGCUGAUCAACGUCCUUCACAGUGAAGAGCUUGGAAAAGAUGUGGAGUUUGAGGUUGUUGGAGAUGACGUGGUUGGUCCCAAACCAUCAGAGCAGCCUGCUAAGAACAUCACCAACGGGAGUGACGAUGGGGCACAGCCAUCAACAUCCACAGCUCAAGAUGAAGAUGACGACGUCCUGAUCGUUGAAACUGACGAAGGUCCUUCCAGCAACGACGACAGUAUGGAGAAUAAAAGCCGAAAGAGGAAGCUGGACGAUAAGGAGCAGGCUGGCACUAAAAGGAUGCGUUCAGAGACGUCAGCUGACGAGCAGGAUGAUGUGAUUGCCAUAGACUGAGUGCUGGAGGGUUCCAGCUGGUGGGAUGUACCAAGAAGACGGAUGAGGGGGUGUGGGAAAUGUCCAGAACUAGAGUCUGCCUGCCCAAGGGCCUUUGCUCCAAAAGCAGAACCCCAACAGCGGCGCUUCUGGCUUGCAAAAGCUGUACCCAUUCCCAUUCAUUAGCAUUUAGAACUCUUCCAAUAUAUAUUAAAUAGAGUAGAUCUUUUUUCGUUCCUUUUUUUUUUUAAUCCCUUGAACAGUCAUGAAAACAAAGCAUGUUUUGUGUAUAUAAUGUUUUGAAGGAUCUAUCAGGAUUGGGAAGUCAAGGCAAAUUCUGGUUUAGGGAAGUGUCUUUAUCACCAGAGAAAUUCUGAGAAGUUUUCAUUCUGGCAGGGGAGGAGAGAGGAAGCCCUAGCUGUAGCCAUUUUUCACACCCUCGAUGCAAAAAGAAAAAGAAAAAAAUCUUGAAAAUAAACAACAGUCAUGUUUCACAGUUUCAGCCGGCAAAAUGUACAUUACUGUAAAACAAUGUUAAUUUGUUCUUUCAGCUCAUACUGCCGGAUGUUCUAUGUCAGGAGCAGACUUCAGUGUACUGUUACAGUUUCAGGUUAUUUAUAUGGGAUGUUUUGUAAAACUCAAAUUCUGCAAAGUUACCAGUCAUCUGAUGGACCAAAUAAACAUCUGAGCAACUUGCUACACAUCUGUCUGCACAGCCCAUCUCUGUGCUGACCUGAGGAUUGGUAAAGUGUUUUUGAGCUUAAUACUUAAAACUGGUUUGCGUUUAAACACCCUGCAAGCAUAAGACAGGACAUCCUUCAGAAUUGAAAAGGGAGUGUUCUUUUUUUUAAAAAAAAAAUAAAAAUAAAAACUUCGUUGUUGA